Phascolarctos cinereus (koala) is the source of this 2185-nucleotide messenger RNA. RefSeq names its product WD repeat domain 74 (gene WDR74). Gene Ontology annotation, molecular function: protein binding. The record is from RefSeq and is a predicted model, not a curated record. Gene Ontology annotation, biological process: ribosomal large subunit biogenesis. Lineage: Eukaryota; Metazoa; Chordata; Mammalia; Diprotodontia; Phascolarctidae. Gene Ontology annotation, cellular component: preribosome, large subunit precursor; nucleolus.
GGGGUGGAGAUGCCUCUAAAUCUGUGCAUUUCAGGUUCUUUUGAGCUACUGCAAUGCCCCUUCACUCAGAGAGCUAGGCGCCUUCUUUGAGGUGGGCAGGCCACGUGGGGUGGCCCUGUGUCUCCCCAGGCCACACAACUGAUUCCAAAUUUCCACAGAGACCUCGGGAGUGUCCUUGUAUGGCUUCUUCUGCUCUCCAUAUAAGCACUUGCCUUAUGUGAAGUCUCUAUAAAACAGUCUUUCAGGAAAACAUGUUUGGAGAUUGGACAAAAGUGGCCAGCCCAUCAGAGUUGGACUCUCUGCAGAAGAAUCUGAAUGCACGGCAGUUUAGUUGGAGAAAGGACCUUGGUGUCUGGCACCUGAUCCCGCCAGGUGAGCUUCAGAACCUUCCUAAGACAAUUCAAAGGCACACAAUCCAGCUUCCUGGCAUGGUGCUGGCAUUCUGUCCGGGCUCCACGGGCAUACAAGGAGGUCAGGCUGUGUGGGGGCGGGGAGAGGGCAGCAAGCACAAUGCACUCCACAGAACACAGCAGCGCCACUCUUCUCAGUGGGGGGCCCGCGCUCGGCCUGCAUCUGGGACCGCUGGGACCCCCGAGCCGCUGAUCUCUUGCGCCCCUUUUCCUAUCACGAGGCUUUGGCGCGGUUCACCCCGACAUGGAACAGAGAGCGGGCGGGAUCCCGGCCUCCGCUCGGCCGAGCGCUCCAGAGGACCCCUGGAGUGGGGGGUGGGGCCAGCCUCUCUCGGGACCCCGGAGGCCCAACAGAACGCACCAGCGCUCUCGGCUCAGCCUUCGCGGCGCCGCUCCCGCAGCUCUGAGCUCGCUCCCGCCCCGCGGCGCGCCUUCCGCUCCUGCUCCCGGAACGUUCCUUACAAGAACCGCCGCUUCCUACCCGGACGGUUUUGAAGGCGCAUCCGGUGGCCCCGGGCGGCGAGGCCGGAAGCGAUGCUCGGGAGACCGGCCCUCUCCUUCCUCCGCCCCUCUCCCCCGGAAGUUGCCGAGCGGAAGUGUCAUGGCGGCGUCGGCGUGCUGGAAUCACGUGUGGGUCGGCUCGGAGACCGGGAUCUUGAAAGGCGUGAACCUGGUCCGGAAGCAGGCGGUGAACUUCACGGAGGCGGGGGGUAGGCCACGGCGCGAGGAGGAGGUGAACGCUCUGUGCUGGGCGGACGCGGCCGAGAGCCAGAUUCUAAUCGGCUGUGCCAAUGGGACUGUCAAAUCCUUCAGCACAGAAGAGGGCAAGUUCCUGAGCAGCCGGCGCUGUCCAGGAGGAGAAGGAGCUUUUCGCGGACUUGCGCAGCAUGAUGGCUGCCUCAUCACUUGUGUGGAGUCUGGGAUUCUCCGCGUCUGGCCUGAGGAGUCCUCUGCACAUAUCAAAGAGCUCAAUGUGGGCCCAAGCGUGUGCAGGAUGUGCCAGGACCCUGAUCGACCCUACAUAGUGGCCACCGGUGGGAAGGAGAAUUCACUGAAGGUCUGGGAUCUGCAGACGUCGUCCCAGGAGCCCAUAUUCGGGGCCAAGAAUGUCCGCAAUGACUGGUUGAAUCUCCGGGUUCCCAUCUGGGACCAGGACAUCCACUUCCUUCCAGGGUCACAGAAGAUCGUCACGUGCACUGGACAUCACCAGGUCCGAGUGUAUGACCCAGCCUCCCCACAGCGGCGGCCUGUGCUAGAAACCAUCUAUGGAGAGUAUCCCCUGAUGGCAAUGACCCUCACUCCAGGGGGCAACUCUGUCGUUGUGGGGAACACCCAUGGGCAGCUAGCAGAAAUUGACCUUCGGCAAGGGCGCCUGGUGUGCUGCUUAAAGGGUCUGGCAGGCAGCGUUCGGGGGCUGCAGUGCCAUCCCACUCAGCCCAUUCUUGCCUCCUGUGGCCUGGACCGAGUUCUACGGGUACAUCGACUUCGGGAACCUCGAGGGCUGGAACACAAGGUUUACCUCAAGUCACGGCUGAACUGUCUCCUCUUGUCAGGGAGGGACAACUGGGAGGAUGAGGCCAGAGAUCCUGCCCCAGUCCCCUAUGAAGAAACAGAGACUGAUGAGUUGUGGGAUUCUCUGGUGCCAGUGGUUGCUGGAGCCAAGAGGAAACAGAGGCCUCUGGGGGUCCAGCCUGGGGGAAAGAAGCAACAGGCAUUAGGUGGCCCCUCACCUCUGUCCUCCCUUUUUAAAUAAAGAAGUCACCAUUCUUCUGUGA